Molecule: messenger RNA, 1122 nt
Organism: Diaporthe amygdali
Lineage: Eukaryota; Fungi; Ascomycota; Sordariomycetes; Diaporthales; Diaporthaceae
Product: btb poz domain protein
Exons: 3
Coding region: 1-1122 (373 amino acids)
Biological process (GO): regulation of proteolysis; proteasome-mediated ubiquitin-dependent protein catabolic process
Cellular component (GO): cytoplasm
Molecular function (GO): ubiquitin protein ligase binding
Source: RefSeq, a predicted model, not a curated record
AUGUCUACCCUCGAGAGCGACAGUGGCUUUGCCAACGAUGACAUUCACCUUCUUGAGAGCGGUAACUUCGCCGAUGCAACUAUCGUGUGCGGCGACCGAACUUGGAAAGUCCAUAAGCUCAUUUUGGGUUCCCGAUGCAAGUGGUUUCAGAUUGCUUUCUAUGGAAAGAUGUCGGAGGCGUUGUCCGGGAAGAUCACAUUGGAAGAGCAGAACCCUGAACUUAUCGACAUCCUACUUCGGUUCAUCUACGCCAAGGGUAAUAACAUCAACAUCGCGAAGCUGAGGGACGGAAAAGACAUACCAGCACUCUGCAUUCAACUUUCCCGACUUGGCGAUUUCUUCCAGCUCCAUGAAUUGCAAAAGAAGGCAAUGAUAGAGAUCAAGGCGCACAUCAACAAUACUCUUGCAUUCCUCGACCCCAUGGUUCGCAAAUGUGGCGAAAAGCCCCCGGAGUCGCUCGCCGAGAUUCUUGGAGUGGUCAAGGAGGCAUACCAGGACCCGUGCAACGAUGAAAUCUCGGAGACAUUGCGUAGAUUCGUAUGCAAGAAUAAGCACAGGAUCUUCCGAUUCAAGGAUGCUGUCAAUCUGUUGGACGAGAUUCCGGAGAUGGCACAGGAUCUGACAAUGAGCUAUAUCACCGAUGAUAUCGCUUCGAACAUGCGAAAACCCAUUUACCACCUAGGCCUACCCGUCUUGAAGGCUGUCUGCGAUACGAAGUUCCUUUAUGAAGCGAACGGCUCGGAUCUGGGCCCAGGUGCAGUGGCCACGAUGCCGUGUCUUCUGUAUCCUGUUAUAGGGAAUGCUCACUCCAUUUUCACACCGAUCGACCCUAAGACAGAGAGGACGAUCGACAGCAUUAGGUGGAUCACGCCUGAUGUCUCUAGUGUCAUCCAGAUGACAAGCAAUCCGGAGUCCGACACUGUAUGGGUUUGCAUGAAGAGAAGCCCUGGACAGAUCGAAGUGUUGCAUGUUCGCUUCGACAACAGUGAAGGUGCGAGAAUUUACGUCGAACGCUAUGACCGAGCCAAUCCUGGAAUCGAACAAGUGACAGGCGAUCGCAAUGGUCUCACCAGUUUGAUGCAGGUCAAACUUACACUAGCUUCCGGGCUGCAAAGUCCGUGA